Messenger RNA from Xiphophorus hellerii (green swordtail), 1587 nucleotides. Its product is annotated as testisin-like. The record is from RefSeq and is a predicted model, not a curated record. The coding region runs from base 554 to 1459 and encodes 301 amino acids. Gene Ontology annotation, biological process: proteolysis. Gene Ontology annotation, molecular function: serine-type endopeptidase activity. NCBI's taxonomy places the organism in Eukaryota, Metazoa, Chordata, Actinopteri, Cyprinodontiformes, Poeciliidae. The transcript is spliced from 6 exons.
AGGACAAAGCUCCUCCUCUGAGAUACGGUUUCCAAGUUUCUGAGCACAGCAGCAGUCCCUCGUUCAGCUCCUUCAGACUAGCCAGCAGCAAUUAGCAAACACCUGGUGGAGCUGCUGAGCUCAUUAUAGGAGCUGCUGCUCAGUGAAACACUGGUAAAAACGUUGUUAAGGGGUUAAAGCCUCAGAUCAGACAAAUCAUGCUAAAGUUCUGUAAUGUUUUUAUAUUAUAUGAAAUAACGACAUUUAAACAUACAAAACUCAAAUUCUACUGACAGAAAAGUUACAGCAUGUUUGUCAAAAUAAAUUUACACAAGCAGAAUUUCAGUCCCUGUAUAAACCUUUAGGAAGACUAAAGUGAAGCGUGUGGCGUUUAUUUUUGACACCAUUACAUCAUGGCAGUUCUUUGAAGGAAACAUUCAUGAUUCUUAGAAAGAGGAAUCAGCGGAGCAGCUCCCAUGUGGUUGGCUUUUUAGGUGAAACACACAGGAAGAGGCGACGGAUGGGAGAAAAUAUUUAAAGAGCUUCAGACACAGAUUCUGCACUUCCCUCCACAAUGUCUGCAAAGACUCUGCUGCAGCUCCUGGCUCUGGUGAACUUUCUCUUUGCAGGAUCCGAUGCACAGCUUAAUGAAUGUGGCUUCGCUCCGCGCAACUUCAAAAUAGUUGGAGGUCAGGAUGCCUCACCUGGACGUUGGCCCUGGCAGGUGGAGCUGCAGCUUUCUGGCUGGUUCAUGUGUGGCGGCUCCCUGAUCAACAAGAAGUGGGUUCUGACUGCAGCUCACUGCAUCACUGAUCCAACUCCGUCCUUGUGGAAGGCUGUUCUGGGGCAGCAGAACCUGAGGGACAAACACAUGAAAACCGUAGUGAGAAGGAACAUUGGAAAAAUCAUCGUACACCCCAAGUUCAAUCAGACCACCAACGACAACGACAUUGCGUUGCUCAGACUCUCCUCACCAGUGCAGUUCACAGACUACAUCAGACCGGUGUGUUUGGCAGCGAGUGGCAGCCGGUUCAACAACGGCACCGAUAGCUGGGUCACCGGCUGGGGAAACGUAGCAGAAGGAGUACCUCUGCCUCGUCCUCAAACCCUUCAGGAAGUGAAGGUGCCUGUUAUUGGGAACAGACAGUGCAGCUGUUUGCUUGGAAGAUUAAGCAUCACAGACAACAUGAUCUGUGCUGGUGUUCUUUCAGGAGGAAAAGACUCUUGUCAGGGUGACUCAGGAGGUCCGAUGGUCAACAAGCAGGACUCACGUUGGAUCCAGUCUGGAGUUGUGAGUUUUGGCCUCGGCUGCGCUCGGCCCAAUCUGCCUGGCGUUUACACCAGAGUGUCCCGGUACCAGUCCUGGAUAAACUCCGUCAUCAGAUUUAACAAACCGGGCUUUGUGGAGUUCUCCUCCAGAGGAGAGGAUCCAGACAGCAGCUUCACCUGUCAGCGCCGGCCGCCUGUCACCAAACGAUAAAACAAAACCUCAGAGAUUCCAUCCAAAACCCUUUAAUGCAUAUUUUCUCACACCAGAAAUAGUUGAAAAACAACAAAAAAGUAAUUAAUAUUUAAGGAAAAACAUUUUAAAUGUUUGCUUUUAAUGUU